Molecule: messenger RNA, 686 nt
Organism: Colias croceus (clouded yellow)
Lineage: Eukaryota; Metazoa; Arthropoda; Insecta; Lepidoptera; Pieridae
Exons: 2
Coding region: 17-529 (170 amino acids)
Source: RefSeq, a predicted model, not a curated record
GAGUGCCGAAAGACAAAUGCAGAAGUUGGUGUCGGAGCUGGAAUUGGGUUCGCAAAGACCCUCCCAGUUUUUAAGGCGCAUGAAGGAUCUGGGUCGCAGCGCACAAAUUGCGGACAACACACUCAAGAGCCUGUGGUUGUCGAAAAUGCCGUCAUCAGUUCGAGCAGUCAUGGCGGUUUGUGAAGAUCAGUCUCUGGACAAGCUGGCGGCCAUGGCAGACAAGAUUACCGAAUACACCAACGUCGGGGAUGUGGCAGCCGUGUCAUGCAAGAAGGAAACAGAUGAGCAGCCGGACGAGAAGAUGAGCAGAUUGGAGCUGGAGGUUGCAGCGCUCCGCGCCGAACUGAGGGGUCGCGGGCGCUCUAGGAGCAACGACAGACGGACCAACUUCAGGAGAAGAUCGACAUCGCGGCCGAGAAGAGCACCUGGAGACCCGGACUGGCUGUGCCGUUUUCACUUUCGGUACAGAUCGAGAGCUAACCGCUGCGAGCAACCCUGUGCGUGGCGAGCCAAGCAGUCGGGAAACUAGACGGAGUACAUGCGGGCGCGGUGGACGGAUGUACUCAAGGUCAGGACAUCACGCGCCCGCCAGCCUUCAAGGAUGUCCCAGAGCAUUCCGUGUAUCAUCACAUCGAGACUACUGGACCACCUGUGCACGCGCGUGCCAGGAGGUUACCGGCCGACAG